UUCAGGAUCGCCUGGGGGUCUUUGUGACUUCAUGACCUCCGUGUGAAGAGGACGAAAGCUGUGGCCAUUCGUGUGACUGCACUUCUCACGAAGAGAUCCCAUGAGCUCGGGGUUUGGGCUGGACCUACCCCUUUAGCCCAGCCCAUUAGCAAUGCUGACUUCAUCGUUCCGGUUGAAAUCGAUGGAACCAUACACCAGGUAUACGUGCUGAAGCGCCCACACGUGGACGAGUUCCUCCAGAGAAUGGGGCAGCUCUUUGAAUGUGUGCUUUUUACUGCCAGUUUGGCCAAGUACGCAGACCCUGUGGCCGACCUCCUGGACCGCUGGGGCGUGUUCCGGGCCCGACUCUUCAGGGAAUCCUGUGUUUUCCAUCGUGGGAACUACGUGAAGGACCUGAGCCGCCUGGGACGGGAGCUGAGCAAAGUGAUCAUCGUGGACAAUUCUCCUGCCUCCUACAUCUUCCAUCCGGAGAAUGCAGUGCCUGUGCAGUCCUGGUUUGAUGACAUGACGGACACGGAGCUGCUGGACCUCAUCCCGUUCUUCGAGGGCCUGAGCAGGGAGGACGAUGUAUACAGCAUGCUGCACAGACUCUGCAGCAGGUAGCCCCAGCCUCGGGGUCUUGGGGGCCUCGGCCGUCCCCACCUGUGCACUCCGGAGCCCCUGACUCAAGGGACCCUCCCAGCCUCAGCUCCUUGAGAGCAGCCUGAGAAGACUCCGUGCUCUGGGCCACAGGGUGAAUGUCGCCAUGCCUACCUGUUUUGUUUUGUUUUGUUUUUAAAGAACAGAAGCAACUAUUUUAAAGAAAAAAAAAAACUCUUUUAAUAGAUUUCAUAAAAGGACGUGCAUUUUACCAGAUUCGAUUUUCUUAAAACAUACCAAAAAGGAAAAAAAAAAAAAAACCUUGGUAUCUUUCAGAUGUCCUUUCAACUGUCCUCCCUCUAAGAGACAGCCUCUCCUCUUUGUCCCCGGUUUGGAGCAGCUGGCCCAACCCAGAAUCUCCUUCCUACAGGAUGAAGUGCCUUUUUGAAUGUUAUUUUAAGCUGAGAGUUAAUUUUUGUAUACAACCUAUUUCCAGACAUCUUUUAGUCUUUUACUGUCUUAGAUACCCUAAGACGACAAAUAGGACAAUUUCUAGAACCUGGUAGCCUGUGUGUUGUGGGGUGAGGGUAUGGACAGGGCGGAAGCGGGCCACAGGAGCCUGCCUCCCAACAGGUGCAACUGUGUGUCAGCCUGUGGCAUGCGCAGGGUCCCACUCCCUCUGACUGGGGUUUUCUCCUGAUUGUCACUGUCCCCACUCGUUUCUGGCCAACCCAGAAUGUACCUGCCAAUGGCCUGAUGCUUUAUGAAACAUCCAAUUCCUUUAUUAUGAUUUCUGAUGUUGAUAAAGUUUGUCCUAAGAUUGCGUUUCCCCUCGAACGGUGACAUGAACGGUGACGUUACGUCACUCUGCUUUCCUACAACUGUCACGCCUGUCCACUGUUUUUCUGUUGCCACGGUUUGAGGAGAAUAGUUACAGAAAACCCUAAAACCCUUGGAUUGUCCAGUCUGUCCUUUGGGAAGCUGGGUACAAGUGGAGCUGUUGAGGACUUUGCUGCUACUGCAAUGCCACCAAAUGGAACUGACCAGCGGCUGCUACACUGUUUUUUGCCACCGUGCCUAUGUUCAGAAUACGCUCACCGCUAAACUGCAGACUUGGACAGGGUCAGAAACAGGUGUCCCGCCCCAUCGAGCCCGGCACCAACUGUCUCCCUUCCUUGGCCCUGGCCACCAAGAAUGCUGAAGGGCACAAAGGUUUUUUAAAAACGAAAAAUAAACAAAGGGCCAGAGCACCGCUCAGGUGUGGCAUUCCCUUCUCACCGCAGUCAACACCAGAGCCUGUGGCAGAGCUCUCCAGUCUCGCUUGAGAACCCGUGGCCUCAACCAGCCCAACACCACUCUGGUGUGGCCCGAGUUCAUCUCAGCCUCUUUGGAAGCACAGCCUCUUCCAGCCAAGGGUUAGAGAAGCCUGUCUAGAUGGGAGACUCACUGCUCCAAACCGGGGAGAAGGGCUCCUCCCUGGAGCCCGGCUGGGGGCCUCUUUCCUGGGGUUCCCAGUUUGGUGUUUAGCAGUGCUGUGUUUCGUCCUAAGAAUGAAGAGAGUCCUUUUGUGUCAGCACCAUUGCCUUAGUCCUCUGUGGGUUGGGCCUCAGCCGGAUUUCUGCUGGGAGUUGUUGGCACUAACAAGACUCAAAAAUCAGGGGUCAAACUUAAAAAAGAAAAAAAAAUUUUUUUCUUUCACAAAAUAAAUGAAGCCAGCUACUACCUGGCCUAUCUUCCCACAGUGCUUUGGUCUGGGAAACCACUGUGCAUUCAGAACAGACGUAGGCAGGGAUCAUCAGAUCUCCUGACUUUCUGAGUGUUCCAAACCCAGUAAUCCCUGUGCCAAUCACAGUAGAAACUGCCCCUUUGCUAAGCAUGGCCACAGAUAGCAACAGUCACAUGGCAGAUCCGCAUACGCCAUAAACCCUCAUGGAAACCAGUCAUUAGCCAAUCCCGCUGCCUUAAGUGUCUUGGGUGUUGCAGUGUCUGCUGUGUGUUGAUUCCCACACAGAACAAGGCCUGGAUGAGAACCUCAGAUCAUCGCCUGUGCCUCUUGCUCUGCCAGUGUCUCGGGCCUUAUUUGGAAAGGGGGACAGAAUGGACUGAAAUUCCAGAAUAUUUCAGAGGAAGGGAGCCUAGAAAUAGUGCUUCGCUUCAGAUGUGUUCGAGGCUGACCUUGACCUCAGAGUUCUGGAGCUGCAUGUGUUUGUGCUCUCGGAGCACAGCUUCCAGGUGGGGAGCCUGUUCUUGCCACCACAAACUUGGAAUGUCUCGGGUGGGCAGCAGGACCUCUGAGGGUUCUGAAAUCCACACCUUAUUUGACCAAACUCCAAAAUGCCAAUUUUUCUUUCUUUAAAAAAAAAAAAAAGUCUGCUUUAUGUACAUAAUUGCAAAAAAAAAUCUAUAUUUUUUAAUCAGUUACUUGUAAAUGAAGCAAUAGAAUUCUAACAAGGCCAAGAAAGGAGACGAGUGUGUGAGGUUUAUUUUCUUAAGGUGAAUACGGGUAUUGCUUUUAUUUUAGUUUGUUAAAGUGUGGGCUUGAAAACUUAGCAGCCACUUCUGUGUGCCAUAUUUCUUCCCACCUUACCAAAACACUCCAUCUCCUUAGCCAAAAGAAACAUCUGACCUCCUGCGUCCUGUGGUCCCCUGGGCUCCACGUCAGGACCACCGUCCUAGACAAGUGCUUUUGACGUGAAGGUCUGCAACAGGACGGCUUGGAACCGUGGGCUCCAGCCUACACUGUUUGCAUGACCUCGAGUGCGACUUCCUGGGCACCCCGACCCUGGUGAUGUUAGUGCUCCGUCUUCCAUUUGCUCUGGAACCCUUCAUGUUGGUCUGUGGCUUCCUGCACUAGCUGUUUGUAGACAAUGUGUUUGUGUCCUAAUAACACCGCCUGUCACCAAUGGCAGUUGACAGGGAUCCCUUUGAGACGGUGCAGUGUGGAUGAGAUUGGGGGACAUGAGGAUGUCCACAUGACACUAGCGCGUCGUGGUUACAGCAUGUGAAGCUGGGUACGAAAUGAAACCUGUAAGUGUGUAUAGCCUGGUGGCUUUUUAUAGCCCUGCUUUUCUAAAAAAAUAAAAAUAAAAUCGGCUUUCUAAUAAAAUCUAGAAACACACAGCCCUGUUGGUCAAACACUCGUGACGUUUGUGCCUCUGCUUCUAAUGGUGCUGUGCUGGACAGCUGGCAUGCCAGGGGUUGAGAAGAGCAGGUGACGGCGUACUGUGCACACAGUUUCCUGCGGAUGGCCUCCUGUGCCCGAGCACAGUUCCCUGUGCAAACUUGCUGGCUGCCUCUGCUCCUGUCUUACUCUCAAUCCGACCAUGUCCUAUCCCUGGAGCUACCCUGAGGACGGGUACCCAGCAGUGGUGAUAUUGGUGUUGGGGAAGUCUUGUUUUUCUGCUGGGUGUUUGAAUGUGAUAAUCCCGCGCUGCUUGGGAAAUACUACAUGUGGGAUGUGCACGUUUCUGGGGGCAAUAUUGUCGAUCAGUGACUUCCCUCUUGCCAAAAAUAAACUCAUGAAGCUGCACUGUUUUGUGGUUGGCCUGCUUCUCCAGAUGUA
Cricetulus griseus (Chinese hamster) is the source of this 4141-nucleotide messenger RNA. The record is from RefSeq and is a predicted model, not a curated record. Lineage: Eukaryota; Metazoa; Chordata; Mammalia; Rodentia; Cricetidae.